This is a messenger RNA of Sesamum indicum (sesame), 2426 nucleotides long. Its product is annotated as serine/threonine-protein kinase PEPKR2. The record is from RefSeq and is a predicted model, not a curated record. Gene Ontology annotation, biological process: protein phosphorylation. NCBI's taxonomy places the organism in Eukaryota, Viridiplantae, Streptophyta, Magnoliopsida, Lamiales, Pedaliaceae. Gene Ontology annotation, molecular function: ATP binding; protein kinase activity.
ACCUUUUCCUUCCAGAGGGGAGUCUCUUGUUUUCAAUUCUCUCUCUCUCUCUCUCAAGAUUUCCUAAAUUAAUGCAUGAAAUUCUCUAUAUAUUUGCACCACUGGGUCAUUGUUCUUCCGUGUUGAUUUGUGGAUCUUCUCUUCGUAUGGUUUCAAGAUUUUCUUCAGGAGAGAUUUUGGGGGUUCGGGUCAGGUUUUUCUAGGGUUUCUUGUAUUAAUUGAUUAUCGUGAAUUUAUUGAACAUUGAUUUUUGGGACGAAGGGAAAAAAUUUAUUGGGGCCCGUCUCCUCAAAUGGGUCGCAGGAAAAAGUAUAAGAAACCCUGUACAUGCCAAGGUACGAAAUCUUGGGACUUCUUAGCGUUUCCAUCUGGAAGAGAAUUGUUAUGAUGUUACUUUCUUUCUGAAUCUUUCGGAUGAUGGGUCUAGUGAAUCGGUUUUGAUAUGAGUAUUCCAUUGCCUAAAUUGCAGGGAUUUACCAAAAGUUGCAGUUUUUCUACAGUUGUUGUGACUAUAACUUCAACGGUAGAUUUUAUGUUGAUUGAUUGUUAUUAGGUAAAAUGGUUGGUAAAGAGGAAUUUUCUUGGGGCUAAUUUAGUGUUUGAUAUGGGUAUUUUUUAGGAGUGUUCAGAAAAAAAAAAAAAAAAAAGAGGUAAAUUUAGUUUAAUUUGGGUUCUCUAUGAUCUCUAAAGCUAGGGAUAGGUAGUAGCUUCGAUUGCCCUAUGGAGUGUCUGGGGAAGAAGAGGAAGGGAUUUGAGAUCUCAUCAGAGUGCCAAAAGGAUUUUGAUGAACAGACUGAAUUGGCGAUCCUGUGGUCACAUUUAUCACUUGAAGAUUAUUCAAGAAGGAAAAAGAAGUGCAAGGAAGUAGUAGUUUCUAAAAUUGUUGAUCUAGGUAGGAGUGUCGUUAACGGAGUAGUUACAGCCCCAGCAUGUGGGGCUGCGAGCCUGGAAUUACCAGGUAGAGGUCUUAAAAGGAAAAUUGGUUGUAUUGAUGCUGCAACUCGGUUGGGUAGGAAGAAGAAGAUUGACCAGGAGUAUGAGUUGGCUAAAACUAUUGGGAAGGGAAAGUUUGGUUCAGUGUUAUUGUGUCGGAGCAAGGCGACUGGAGAGGAUUUUGCAUGCAAGACUUUGAGAAAGGGGGAGGAGAUUGUGCACCGGGAAGUUGAGAUAAUGCAGCACCUUUCCGGGCACCCAGGUGUUGUGACUCUGAAGGCAGUUUAUGAGGAUACUGAAUCUUUCUAUUUAGUCAUGGAACUUUGUUCUGGGGGGCGUUUGCUUGAUCAGAUGGCUAGAGAAGGGCUGUAUUCUGAACAGAAGGCUGCUAACAUAAUUAAGGAAUUGAUGCUCGCUAUUCGGUACUGCCAUGAGAUGGGUGUAGUUCACAGGGACAUAAAGCCUGAGAAUAUCCUCCUCACUUCCUCUGGACAAAUGAAGCUUGCAGAUUUUGGAUUGGCUGUGAGAAUUUUAGAUGGUCAGCGCUUGACUGGUGUUGUUGGAAGUCCUGCUUAUGUUGCUCCUGAAGUUUUGGUGGGUAAUUACUCAGAGAAAGUGGAUAUCUGGAGCGCAGGUGUCCUUCUUCAUGCACUUUUGGUUGGUGUUCUUCCAUUUCAAGGUGAUUCUUUGGAAACCGUGUUUGAGGCGAUCAAGAAAGAAAAACUUGAUUUUACUGGUGGUGUGUGGGAGUCUGUAUCACAACCUGCUCGUGAUCUGCUCUCUGGAAUGUUAACAAGAAAUAUAGCCACAAGGUUUACUGCCAACGAGGUUUUAAAACAUCCUUGGAUUUCUUUCUACACUGAACCUAUGUUGAAAACCCGUGCUCUCAAACCAAACAAGAACAAUCUGAAACCGACUUCGAGGCAGCUGGCUUCUAUUCAUGGAACAGAGUCAGAGAGAAAAAGGUUGGUAUCCUGUAACAUUCUCAAUGAUGACUCCAGUCCAAGUUUAGCAUCAAGUAGUUCCACCGAAGCAGUUGAUGGAGAAGAUUGUGGUUUGGUUGAUGUACUGGCUGUGGCAAUUUCGCGUGUUCGAAUAUCUGAACCAAAAAGGAGCAGAAUAUGCAGCCCCUCGCAACAGGAGUGCUCCUCUAACUUGAAAACUAGCAACCUAUGUACAGCAUUUUGACUUCCUCUCUCCCCGGGUAUAGCUUGCUGAAGUGUGUCAACAAGUUUACAAAUAUAGCUUGGAUGAGUGAUAACUUAAUAGUCGUACAUCAAAGCUGCCUGAAAAAAUAGUGAUGGUUGAAGUCAUCAUGGUCAUGACUAAGUACUAACCAUUUUAACACUAUCAAUAACAAGUUUGCAUGGUAACCCUCAAGUAUGUGCUGUGUUUGUGUUGUAUAUUUUUUGUUUACUGUCGUUUUAGCUUGUAAUAACUAAUAUAAUGAAGCUGAUGUAUGAAGUUCAUGUAUAUAAAUCAUGUUCUGUUGA